Molecule: messenger RNA, 3528 nt
Organism: Hypomesus transpacificus
Lineage: Eukaryota; Metazoa; Chordata; Actinopteri; Osmeriformes; Osmeridae
Gene: dmgdh
Product: dimethylglycine dehydrogenase
Exons: 16
Coding region: 183-2795 (870 amino acids)
Cellular component (GO): mitochondrion
Molecular function (GO): protein binding; oxidoreductase activity
Source: RefSeq, a predicted model, not a curated record
UCUGGGUACUGUUUCAGUGCGUUAAAAUUGACUGGGUGCAGUGGGCGUUCUCUAUAGGUGUGUUUAUGCAAAAUUGGGUAUUUGAAAAUAGACUAAUCUGCACUAUACGUUGACGUGGGCUUAAGCGAGAGGUUGUCUUGGAAUGCGCUAAAGUGGAAUGACUAUGUUUGACUAGUUCGAAAAUGUCGAGAAUAUUUUACGCUAUUAAAACUCACUUGCGGAGAGAUUUGACAGCCUGUCGGGGAAGAGCACGAGUUCAUCUGAGGACCAUAUGCUGCUCUACACGGAGACGUGCAGAGGAUGGAGAAGGGAUCCCAGUGCUGGGGAAGCGAUGGAAGGACACAGCCGACACAGUCAUCAUCGGCGGAGGCUGUGUGGGAGUUAGUGUGGCCUACCACCUGGCCAAAGGUGGCAUGAAGGACGUGGUCCUUCUGGAGAAGUCUGACCUGACAGCAGGCUCCACCUGGCACGCCGCUGGCUUGACCACAUACUACCAUCCUGGGAUCAAUCUGAAGAAGGUUCAUUACUACAGCAUCAAACUCUAUGAGAGCCUGGAGGCUGAGACUGGACAGGCUGUGGGGUUCCACCAGCCAGGCAGCAUUCGUAUCGCCUCCACCCCAGUCAGGGUGGACGAGCUGAGGUACCAGAUGAGCCGGGCACACUGGCACCCGACGCCUCAGUCCCUCAUCGAGCCCGACAGGAUCAAGGAGCUCUUCCCUCUGCUCAACAUGGACAAGGUGAUAGCGGGUCUGUAUAACCCGGGCGACGGCCACAUCGACCCCUACUCCCUGACCAUGGCGCUGGCAGCCGGGGCGCGAAUGUACGGCGCCCAGAUCUACAACCCAGCGCCGGUGUCCGGCCUCACGCCGACCUCCGACGGCAGGUGGGACGUGCAGACGCCUCACGGAACCAUCCGGGCCAACCGCAUCGUCAACGCCACAGGUUUCUGGGCCCGGGAGGUUGGCCAGCUGAUUGGCUUUGACCACCCCACCAUCCCCGUCCAUCACCAGUACGUGGUGACGGCGACAGUGCCCGAGGUGAAGGCCCUGAAGACAGAGCUUCCGGUGAUCAGGGACCUGGAGGGCUCGUACUACCUGCGUCAGGAGAGGGACGGCCUGCUGUUUGGGCCCUACGAGAGGGAGGAGAAGAUGGUGCUGCAGGACUCCUGGGUCACGGACGGAGUCCCUCCAGGUUUCGGUAAGGAGCUGUUUGAGUCGGAUCUGGACAGGAUCAUGGAUCACGUGGAAAUGGCCAUGGAGAUGGUUCCUGUGCUGAAGGACGCUGACAUCAUCAACAUCGUGUCUGGGCCAAUCACUUACACCCCUGAUCUGCUGCCCAUGGUGGGGCCACACCAGGGAGCACGCAACUACUGGACCGCCAUCGGCUUCGGGUAUGGAGUCAUCCAUGCUGGAGGCAUUGGCAAAUUCCUGAGUGACUGGAUCCGUACUGGAGAGCCGCCCUACGACCUCAUCGAAUGCGACCCCAACCGCUACGGGAAGUGGACCACCGUACCGUACAUGUGUACCAAGGCCAGGGAAUCCUAUGGCUUCAACAACGUAGUCGGCUACCCUAAGGAGGAGAGGUUUGCUGGGCGGCCCACCAGCAGGACCAGUGGGGUGUACGAGCUGAUGAAGGGGAAGGCUUCCAUGGGCUUCCACGCUGGCUGGGAGCAACCUCACUGGUUUUACAAACCAGGAGACGACACCGGAUACAAGCCCAGUUUUAGACGCACCAACUGGUUUGGCCCUGUGGGAAGGGAGUGUAAGCUGGUGAUGGAGAAGGUGGGAGUCAUCGACUUGACGCCGUUCGGCAAGUUCAUCGUGAAGGGCAAGGACUCACACAAGCUCCUAGACCGCCUCUUUGCCAACACCAUGCCCAAGGUGGGCCUGACUAACAUCAGUCACAUGCUGACCCCCACUGGGAGUGUCUACGCUGAGGUCACCAUCACCCAGCUGGCACCUGGGGAAUACUUCCUCAUCACGGGGUCAGGCUCGGAGCUGCACGACCUCAGGUGGAUAGAGCGAGAGGCAGCAGAUGGCGCCUAUGACGUGGACAUCAUUAACGUGACCGAGGACAUGGGAGUGCUGGGUGUCGCUGGGCCAAACUCCCGGAAGGUUCUACAGAAGCUCACGGAGGAAGACCUUAGUGACGCAGGCUUCAAGUUCCUCCACUGCAAACCCAUCCAGCUGGCUGGUGUUCCUCUUCGAGCCAUUAGGAUCUCCUACACAGGGGAGCUGGGCUGGGAGCUGUACAUCGACCAGAAGAACAUGGCAGCUGUGUACGAGGCCAUCAUGGCUGCAGGACAGGAGGAGGGCAUCGAUCACUUUGGCACCUACGCCAUGUCCUCUCUCAGGCUGGAGAAGGGCUUCAGAGGCUGGGGGGCCGAGAUGAACUGCGAUACCAAUCCUCUGGAGGCUGGCUUGGACUAUUUCAUCAAGUUGAACAAGCCUGCAGACUUCAUAGGCAAGGCAGCCCUGCAGGAGGUCAAGGCCAAGGGCCUGAGGAGGAAGCUGUCAUACAUCUCCAUGGAUACGGAUGAUGUCGACCCCGAGGGCAACGAGACCAUAUGGCUCAAUGGCAAGGUGGUGGGCAACACCACGUCCGGGGCCUACAGCUACACCUCCCAGCAAAGCCUGGCCUUCGCCUACCUGCCUGUGGAGCUCUGCUCCGUGGGUCAGAAGGUGGAGGUGGAGCUGGUGGGGAGGAGGUACCCAGCCAUGGUCAUCCAGGAGCCCCUGGUCCUCACAGAACCCACCAGGACUCGUCUGCAGAAGAAGGUCAAGGGCAGGGCGUGAGUCUGGGCACAGCCAUCCAGAAGCAGCCUGCCCACUGAUGGGUCUGCUCGACCGACUUCCAGAAGAACCAGGCAUCACCUCCUCACUGCGGACUGGAAACCUUGUGAAUGAUUCUUGAAAACGAACACAAAAAGGAAAUUUGAUUUGACGUCCAACUGUACAACUAUGGUGCACUAACGCUGUCUGCUCUGAGUGUGAGGGGUGGAUUGGAUUGUUGAAAUAGGGUGUCAUUUUUAUGCCAGUGACUGUGAAACAUACUUUUUCCCGUCCCCAGGUUUAGAGGAAGUUGCUUUAGCAAGCAUAAGUUUGUGUAAGGUAGCUUUUUUUAAUUCAUGCUGUAAUGAGCUGUGUGUAGACUGUAAUCCAACCAACCCUCAAUAUGUCCCUAAGAAAACUUUAAAGUCUUAAAUCUUAUCUUCUGUGAAAGUUUUUAAAGAAAUGUUCAAUUCAGUUCAGAUUGUUACAAAAGAAAAACGCGAUAAAUGCUUUUAAAAUCGCUACAUAUAGAGAAAUUAUCAGCAAUAAUGAUUUGCAUUAUUUCUUAGAUAAAUGUGCUGUUUCAUGCAUUGGUAUUGCAAUUGUGUCUAAGAAAUAAACAAUGAAAAUAGUGACUACACGGUAUUCCGAGAACAAUAAGAUCAAUAUAUUUGUGUAAAUAUUUAAAUAUUUUACACUAAUUUUUGUAAAUGUAUGUACAUUUGAAACUUUGUUUAAUUAAAGGCAAUGCUAUUUG